Messenger RNA from Lachancea lanzarotensis, 558 nucleotides. It is a transcript of the gene IGD1, whose product is annotated as LALA0S05e00628g1_1. NCBI's taxonomy places the organism in Eukaryota, Fungi, Ascomycota, Saccharomycetes, Saccharomycetales, Saccharomycetaceae. The record is from RefSeq and is a predicted model, not a curated record. The coding region runs from base 1 to 558 and encodes 185 amino acids. The transcript has a single exon.
AUGGCUAGCAAAUCCAGCGAAGACUACUCUGAAAUCGAUUAUCCACCUCAAUAUCGCGGUACUCCAGACUCAGAGCAACAAGAGCGGUCGAAAAAAAAUCCUCCAUUGUUGAGACGAAAAUCGACAAAUUACAGUGAUGCCUUGGAAUUAGAACAGAAUCUACCUGGUGCUAUCUCGAAAGGCCUGCAUCUGAGAAAAGAUCCUGAAGGUGAGUAUACGCAGCAGCGUGAAGCGAGCAAACGUGAGAUGCAGCGAAGAGCAGUGAACAUGGAUAAUGAUGAUGACGAUGAGACUAUUUACGAAUACGGACAUAUAAAAUGGAACGAUAGGGACGUUCCAGUAAUAUCUGCAUCGCAUGGCCACCACACGCCUCAUUCUCAUCCCAACAUUAGCACUCCUCCCAAGUCGCCUUACGGAAUCGUGUACUGUGAUGGUGAUCACCAAACGGAACCGGAAUCCGAGUUCCCUUUCGAAAGACCUCCCUUGAAGGAAAGGCGGUCGUCUUUGUUCGAGGAUCAAAAAGAGGACACACAUGCAGAUCGUGCGGUAGCACCGUGA